AUGGCCUUUCAGGACCUCCUGGAUCAUGUAGGAGGCCUAGGGAGAUUCCAGAUCUUUCAGAUGGUUUUCUUUUGUAUCUCCGGCCUCAUAGUGUGCCCUCAUGUUGUAUUGGAGAACUUCACAGCAGCCAUCCCUGGUCAUCACUGCCAGGUUCACGUCCUCAACAAUGACACUGACUCUGCUAAUAGCAGUGGGACCCUCAGCCCUGAUGUCCUCCUGAGAAUCUCCAUCCCGCUGGACUCAAACCUGAGGCCAGAGAAAUGCCGUCGCUUCAUCCACCCCCAGUGGCAGCUCCUUCACCUGAAUGAGACCUUCCCCAACAAUACUGACCUGGACACAGAGCCCUGUGUGGAUGGCUGGGUAUAUGACCAAAGUUCCUUCUCCUCUACCAUUGUGACUGAGUGGGACCUGGUAUGUAAAUCUCAGUCACUGAUUUCAGUGGCUAAAUUCCUAUUCAUGACUGGAAUGCUGGUGGGAGGCAUCAUAUAUGGCCACUUAUCAGAUAGGUUUGGGAGGAAGUUUAUAAUUAGAUUGUGUUUCCUCCAGCUUGGCAUUGCUGACAGCUUUACAGUCCUUGCUCCCAGUUUCCUCAUUUACUGCUCACUACGCUUCUUGGCUGGACUGUCCGCUGCGAAUCUCCUGACAAAUAGCCACAUGCUCAUGCUGGAAUGGACAGUGCCCCGAUUCCAGACAAUUGCAAUAGCACUUACCAUGGCUGCCACUAGUCUGGGACAGACAACCUUUGGAGGCCUGGCUUAUGCCUUCCGAGACUGGCACACUCUCCAGCUGGUGGUGUCCGUACCACUCUUUGUCUUAUUUCUGGCUUCAAGGUGGCUGGUAGAAUCUGCUCGGUGGCUGAUUAUUAUAAACAAACCCAAGGAAGGCUUAAAAGAACUUAGAAAAGCUGCUCACAGGAAUGGAAGGAAGAAUGCUGAAAACACCCUAACCAUGGAGGUCGUGAGAUCCGCCAUGCAGGAGGAGCUGGAGGCAGCACAGACCAAACCUUCUGUGCUUGACUUGUUCCGCACACCCAACCUGCGUAAAAGGAUCUGUCUCCUGUCCUUUGUGAGAUUUGCAAGCAUGCUGACCCAUUUUGGCCUGAUUCUCCACCUCCAGCACCUGGGGAACAAUAUUUUCAUGCUCCAGAUUCUCUUUGGCAUAGUCACUGUCCCAGCCAAUUAUGUUGCAUUUUUGGCCCUGAAUCACCUGGGCCGCCGAAUAAGCCAGGUGCUUUUCUUAUUCCUGCUGGCAGUCUCCAUUCCAGCCAUCAUAUCUGUGUCUCAAGAAAUGCAGACCCUGCGUAUGGUUUUGGCAACUUUGGCAGUAGGAGUUUCUUAUGCCAUUUUCACCAGUACUUUUUCCCAUGGAACUGAACUAAUUCCUACUGUAUUCAGGGUAACAGCUACGGGAAUCAUGGGAAUUGCUACUAAUACUGGGGCAGCACUGGCUCCUCUCUUGAUGAUCCUAAUGGUGUAUUCUCCCCACCUGCCCUGGAUCAUCUACGGAGUCUUCCCCAUCCUCGCUGGUCUUCUUGUCCCACUCCUUCCUGAAACCAGGAAUAAGCCUCUGCCUGACUCCAUCCAGGAUGUGGAAAAUGAGAGAAAAAGUUCAAGAAAAGAAAAGCAGGAAGAUGCCUUCAUGAAAGUUACACAGUUUUAAGGAAUUGCAUUAACUAACUGCUGAUUCAAGGGCAUAAUAAAAGAAAAAAAACUGAGAUAAUGCUUAGAUG
Messenger RNA from Hippopotamus amphibius kiboko, 1729 nucleotides. RefSeq names its product organic anion transporter 7-like. The record is from RefSeq and is a predicted model, not a curated record. Lineage: Eukaryota; Metazoa; Chordata; Mammalia; Artiodactyla; Hippopotamidae. Bases 1 to 1659 code for a protein of 552 amino acids. The transcript is spliced from 10 exons. Gene Ontology annotation, biological process: transmembrane transport. Gene Ontology annotation, molecular function: transmembrane transporter activity.